Molecule: messenger RNA, 5415 nt
Organism: Nilaparvata lugens (brown planthopper)
Lineage: Eukaryota; Metazoa; Arthropoda; Insecta; Hemiptera; Delphacidae
Gene: Naus
Product: CTTNBP2 N-terminal-like protein
Exons: 11
Coding region: 277-1947 (556 amino acids)
Source: RefSeq, a predicted model, not a curated record
UGUGUUUGCGUUUGUGUUUGUGAGUGGUGGUGCUGCUAGAAGCCUAAAACUAAAACAUAGUUCAAUUACUUUUUUCUAUGAAGGAACAACUAUUUUAGGGUAAAUGAUUAGGCACGAUUCAUAGGACUGACUACUUCUGACCCCUGUUAUAAAAAAAGUUCUAUUCAUACUUUAUGGAACCUUAUAGUAAUGCAAUAAUAAUUUCUUGUUGUAUGUCUUUGGCAGGAUUCGGCCCAGGUCCUUUACUUGGGCCUUCUGUUUGCAGGCCCACUCAAAAUGGCAUCAAACUUGAGCACCCCAACGGUUCAGUGCCUAGGUUCCCCUUUAAAGUCUGCAGAGCCACCAAAUCAGAAUCAAACACUGGCAUACGAACCUUUGGAUAAAUCUUCUAGCAAUACGUUAAAGCGCAAUCCGAAGAUGGAGCUCUGCAAACAAGAUCUUUUGAAGUUACUUAGCUAUCUGGAGGGAGAAGUUCAAGCAAGAGACAUUGUCAUUGCUACAUUGAAGUGUGAAAAGGUAAAGCAGAUGCUAAGUCAGGGACGCUAUAGGCCAGUAGCUUUGAAUGAUCCGGUGGCAGCUCUACAAAGAGACGCCUUCGCAGCUCCAGGACCUCGUAUUGAUGAAGCGCAAAUUUGUAGCUUGGCUGAUCAUCAAUUGAACUCAUUGGAAAAUCUUGUAAUUCAACAAAGAAAAGCACAAAUAAGAAUAGCCAAAGUAUUGAAAGAUGCUGAAUUGAGGCAUAGAAAGGUGGUUCAAGAAUUAUUGGAAGAAAAGAGAAAGCAUGAACAUGACACAGCUCAGGGUGAUGAUAUAACCUAUGGAUUGGAAAAAGAGAGAACUCGCUUAAAACAGGAACUUGAAAUGGAAAGGCAAGCCAGAAAACGGUUAGAAAAAGAAUUGAAAAAAUUGACGGAUUUCGCUGAGGAAGAAAAGAAUAGACAAAAACAAAUAGUUUUGUUAUUACUUGCCGAGAGAAAGAAAAUGGUCAUGAAGUAUAUUGAAGAACGUAAAAGAUCUGAAGAUCUGGCACAAAUAUUGACUGAAGAAAAAGGAAGAAUUGACUCGAUGGCGGAAGGGUUAGAAGAAGAAAGUAAAAAGUCUCUUCAGAUGGAAGCCGAGCUAGAAAAGCAGCUAGCGCAGUUCGAUACAGAAAGUCAGCAACUAAAGGCCAGUCUUAACAGGGAAGAAACAAGAGUGAAAGAACUUGAGUUGGAAUUGGAGAAGGCGAAGAACGAUGUGGUGUCAUUGGAGAAGCAGCUGGUGGAAGCUCACCAAGUGGCCAUGUUCCAAGCUAGUGCCACCCUCCGUCCGCCUCAACCUCCCACUAAACCCGCCAUCAUACCCCCUCAAACCUCACCCAGGCUUGCUCUCAAUGCUCCAGGAAAAGCAGUCGCCAGUAAUUGGGUGGAAGAACAAGUGCAAGCUCAAGCUAUGAUAAGCAGUGUGGCUAAGGUUGUACAACCUACUGCUACGGUUUCCAGUGUUCCUGUUUGUGGUCCUACGACGGGAGUUGCUUGGUCGGUGUCCCCAGGGCAGGGCUUGCGUGGUGUCAACAUGUACUGUCCGGUGUCCCCCUCCACCAGUACCCCUGUCACCACCACCACCAUGGUGACCACCAGCGACACCACACCGGCUGUGGUCACCGCUGCUAGUCCAGCCACGGCUGAUAAACGGACAGUCCCUCGAGCCGCGAAGCAUUUCACAAGCGCAGGGGGCAAACCGAUGUAUCCAGUGGCCAGUCCCGGUGCGCCGGAGACGUUGAAGAAGGCAGGGGGGGUUGGACGCGGGGUGCCCCCUCCAGUGCCCCCCAACAAGCCGGUCAUACCCCCCAAGAAGGACGCUGUUCUGAACAGGAGGGCGGAAUUGAGUGCCGCAGUGCCGGCUGUUACUCCGGCUGCCACCAUAGCUGCGCCCCCCGCUGAUCACACCACUGAUCACAAGCAGUGAGCUGCAGCUACGAAUUUUCCAUCUGAAUUUGAAAUUCAUGGUGAUUGGCAGCUGAUCAUUUCAUGCGAUCAUUAAGUCUGGUAAUAAAUACUUAAUCAUUGAUGCUCUCGACAAAAUCGUUACAUGUUGACUACUAUAAUGUUGGCUAUUUGUAUGGUAUGGGAUAGAAACAUGGUACUUGUCACGAAACCUAAGACUACAGGUGAAUUGAGUACUGAUAUAUGAUUUUUAUACUAAUAAUCAUAUAGAAGGGGCCAGCUUGGAUUCGAAUCAUCUUUGUUCUGUGUGAUUUCACUCCUCAUCAUCACAAAUCUCUUCACAUGCUGCCAAAGAAUCUUAUUAGAAAUAAUUUCAACAACAGCUAAUGUAAGAUUGUAAUCUUUUAGUAUUAUUUUUCAAUUUUCGAGCGAUGGUGGUAUUUUGUCGUUGGAAAUAGUCAUGACCACUUCCAUAAACUAUUAUUUUUUUAAGUUUUUUUCACAUAACUAUGACUCAUUACAUGAUACUGAACUAACCAAAAUUAACUAGCACUAGUAAUCAAUUUUUAGAAAUUGGCUACCAAUAAAAAUGAAGGUGGAUAUAUAUAUAUUCAUAUAUUCAUAGUUUCAACACGGUUCUCCAAAAGUAUUAGUUUUUGGUUUUAGUGGUGAUGCUGUUAACGCUUAUUAAACGUUCAAUGUAUAACAGUAUUAAGCUAUCUAUGCUUUCAAUGCAUUUCUAAAGUUGAAAGAACAUGAUUAACAGAAAAUAUUUAACAAUAAUAUAAUUGAGUUAUAUAUUAUUUAUAUGGGUCUUGAAGCUUCAUCAAGCUAUAGUUUAUUCCAUUUCUAAUAAAAACCUGAAGUUUCGAAUUAUAAUAUUUUUAUACCUUCAAAUGAAUAUCUCGAUGUAAAUUAUUCUUUUAAAUGAUCUCGUUAUUUAUUUAUAAUAAAAAUUUAUUCUCGUUUUUCAUUUUUUAUGAAGUAACUUCCUUCAAGUUUUGGAACUAGCCGUAUAUAAGCAGGUGAAUCUUUCUGAAAGAUUCACUCCAAUAACAAAAUACCAGCAUCUUGAAUGCAGCUAGAGUAAUUUUCAAUGAAACUAUCUUAAUUAAUUUAGUAAUAAUAAUUCACUAUAUAAAUAGAUAAGUAUUUACCACAUAAGAGAUUGACAUGUUGUUAUGACACUUUAUUAUUAUUUGUUCUCUGACUGCUUAGCAUCCUCUUCUAUCUGCUAAAUGAAUCUUAUUUUAUUAUCAAUGUGAGGCGCCUUAUGCAAUUAUAUUUAUUUUAGUAGUAGUUGUAAGAGAACAAAAUUAUAAUUUCGAAAUCGUAUAUCCAAACAUCAAGCAGAAGCGGCCCCCUAGUCGGAAGGCCAAGCGAAUGUGGCUUCCCAGCCGAAAAAUUAUUAAUCUCGAACUUGAUUAUUGAAACAUCUAUUUUUAUUUCAUUGUGUUUGAUCUAUUGUCCCAAAAUAAUCUAAUAUGGUCGUCAAUAAUAUCGAGUGACCUGGCUGGCUCAGGUCAGGUGUCUCAAGUCGAAACUGAUCAAUUUCAGGGUCUCUGACAUGACCCAACGACUACUUUUUAGGCAGCCGGGCCCGACGGCUUGACGUGUUCAUCAAAAAUACGGGAGUUGCCCGAGAAAAAUAUCUAGCCCAGGCUGCGAUUGGAACCCGGACCUUUGAAUUAUAAAGCCAUCAUUUAAUCCACUCGAUUACGGCCACUCCAUGACAGUCAAUAAAAAGUAUCAAGUUAACUCUAAAUCACAUAUUCAUAUAACAAAUUCUCAUACAUCUACAGCAACUGACAGUACAAUAUGUAAAUACCGAAUUGUUAUUGGUAGCGAAUUUUAUAUGUAUAAAUAUACUCACAAAUACAUACUAUCUAUGUUCUAUAGGCAUCAUUGGAUUAGGAUUUGAGUACAUUGAACCUCAAAUUGUAGGACAUUUAAUAGUUUUAGAAUUACUCCUGGGAAAUUUCAGAAAUAACCUGUUGAUCAUUUAUGUAGAUACGCAAAUAAAAACAAUAAAUUUAUAUUUGCAAAAGACAAUAAUAUCAAUAGAGAUGCCAUCUGUUGAGUGAAUUGUAAUUCCCAUGGCAUUAUCUAUUUUUGUAUUUUUCCAAUCUCAAUUUUGAAGGCUUCAAAAUAGACACAUUUUUAUAUUGAUGGGAAAUAAGUUUUUAUUUAUUACAGGUUUUUGUAAAACAUUGAUUGAUAAUGAAUUUUUGGUUUUAUAAUAUUCUAUUAGUCCUGUUUGUUUAAUGGACGAUUGAUAAAAACCAUUUUUACAGUCAAUUUGAAAAUAAUAUUCCAAAUACUGAAUACAUAAUACUCCAAUAAAGCAUUAUUAUUCUUGCAUAUUCUGAGUGAAUCGAAUACCAACAAAUCAUCAAUAGUAAGCCAAUCACAAAACACCUCACAUUUCAAUUCGCAAAAUAAUUGUGUAUAGCUUAUAAUAUAUGAAACUGCAUAGAUACUACUAUCAAAUAUAUCAACCUAUCUGUUGUUGGAAAACGUUUUUAACAUACUCUAUGUAUACUAUAAUUGCAUUGAAUCAAGUAUAUAGUUACUGAAUGAAAAUACUAGAUAUUGUCCAACCACAGAUUUAUUAAAAAUCGAGAUACCGGUUUCGGUUGUUACACAAUUUUUAAUGAAUCUGUUGUUUUCGAUUUUUAAUAAAUCUAUGGUUGGACAAUAUCUAGUAUUUUUAUUCUGUACGGAUUACUGCCACAAUAUCACCUUCAUAAUUACUCAGAAAGUAUAUAAGUAUCAACAUUUUAUAGUCAAUAGUGGACACAGAACAUAGAAUAAGGAAACACUACUGUGUAUGAAUAGAGAUAUAUAAUUUAUCAAACGUAAAGAAACAUAGAAAUAACGAACUCAAAUUUCCCAAAAUAUUCAAGUAAAGUUAAGGUUAAUGAAAUUAAGGUCAAUCCAAAAAAAUAAUUGGAUCCGCAAAAAUCCAUUGAAACUAACAUGAGUCAAAAUAAGCGAUUAAAUGCGUUUUGGCAGCAAAAUCACCCCACUAAAAAUUUCUUCCAAGAGGAUAGUUACAAAUGUAUGAGAAUUAUAUAGAUGCGCUUAAUAAAAUUGAAAUAUGCUUAGUAACAAUAUUUAAUACAAUUUUAAGCAAUUAUAAUUCUGUAUUCAAAUUAGUCAAUAAUAAGAUAUAAUUUUAUGUGAAAAUGGCUUACCAUGAAUGAAAUGAUGAUUGAUUUUAGUCUUUGGUUCUUAGUUAUCAAUAAACUUCUAAUUUUUGUUUAAAUUUCACCGACUUAUCAAAGUUGAAGGUUUGAUACGACUCUAUAAAAUUGCCACAUCAGUCAAAUGUAUAAAUUGCAAAUGCAUGUAAUUUCAGUAUACAUUAAUGUUUCACAGUCACAUUGAAAAAUAUACGGUUAGAGAGGCGGAAGUAGUUUCCGUUGGAAAAUAAAAUUAUUUUUUAGUUCAUGAGAAUCUAGCAAUGUGUUCUCUAUAAUAUGGUCAA